AUGGAUUCUAGUCAUCCUGAUGCAUUCUCAAGGACGUUGGAGAGUCGACCUCGUUCACGCCAUGUUCAACCUCCCAAUCAGUCUACAGCAUCGCCGUCAUUUCCACAUAGAGACGGCUCUGUAAAUCGGCUCUCUCGCGUAUUCGAACACAACCCCCAACCACCACCACACACUGCUUGUACAGCCAACACUACCUCUCGACGAUUCCUCGAUUCACAAAACAGCACUCUCAAUGGCACACCAGCACGACCUACGUUACCAACAAAACCUCCGUCACUUCGUCUCUCUUCCAAUUAUCAGCAGACGCACGAUUCCCUUUUGCCGAGCCCGUCAUCCGAGAGUAUGCCGUCGCCGGCUACGAGCACAGCUACAGUUGCUACCUCUGUGACCAGUUAUACAUCCGAUGCACAGCAACGUCCUUCAUUCUCGGAAGAACAAGCCAAGAAUGCAACUCAAAACGAGAUUGAUCAAACAUCGCUUGCUUUCAGUGAUAUUCGAGCCAAGUUUCAACAACAAGCACAAUCCACAACACCAUCAACAUACAAUGUGAAUGGUAGAAAGAAUGGAUAUGUAUCGACAUCGCCGCCAUCUACGGCACCGCCUCCAUUAUUGCCAAAACAAGGUGCUGCCAAGCGGAUGUCAUCAAUCAAGAACAAUCAAAGACCAGCAGCAGGGGUCACCACGACAAUGCCAAGAACUGAAGAUGAUGAUGUGACCACACCAAGAAGCGGUUGUUUUGUUGCCGAAUUGAGUAAACGAUUGGAGCAAGCUGAAGGAGGAGAAGGAGGAGGAGCAACAACACCACCACCACCCAAAGUAGCACCAACUCGAUAUGUAAAACCUCGUCCUGGUUCACUACGCAACAAACCUGUCAUUCCAGCACAACCCUUACCACCUACCAAUAACAGCACAGAAACACGACAUCCACCACCACCUCCUCCUCCUCACUAUCUAUCCAAACGACCAUCCUCCUCCUCUGUUAAUAAUGGCAUCAUAUCCACUUCCAUCUCAUCACCUAUCACCAAUACCAGCAACACAUUACAUAUUCCAACAAUUCCAAGACAUGAAACCGGUAACAGCACCGCAUCCACCUCCUCGCAAUCCUCCUCAGUUGCUACCAACAACACUGAAUCCUCUCCUUCAAGGAAACCAUGGCAUUAUGGUGUUGCUCUCACUAGCUGGUUAACCGGUCAUGAUCAUUCACAUCAACCCAGCUUGAAAGAUUCUAUCACUAUUGUCUCUUCUCAUCCCGCAAGUCAAGAUGAUCGCCCUCCAUCCGAUGCUACUUCAGCCUACAGCACUCCUUCAUUACCUGUAUCACCACAACCAUCGGGGAAAGGAUCCGAUCGUGGAAAGGCUAAACGCAGCAAGGUGGUUCAAGAGCUUGUCAGCACCGAAAAGGCAUACCAAAAGGACAUGUUAUUGCUGAAGGAGGUGUUUUAUGAUCGGGCACAAGCUCCAGGCUCGCCAUUGAGUAGAACGGAUGUCAAGACCCUCUUUUCGAACCUAUUGGAUAUUAUUGAAUUGGAGGCAUCUUUUGUUGAAGCAUUGGAGAUUGCAACGGAGAAUCGUGACGAUGAAUCAAUUACUAUCGGUGCUGCUUUUCGUCAAUUUAUGUCAAGCAUUGAUUGUAUCUAUUGCGAGUAUUGCAAACGACAUGAAGAUGCUGUAUUGCGUUUACAGGAGCUAGAGAUGAAUGCUGAUACACAUGCAUUUUUAAAUGAUUGCCAAGCACAAAUGCAAGGGAAAACUACAAGCUGGGAUUUGGGGAGCUUAUUGAUCAAACCUGUACAGCGUGUCCUCAAGUAUCCAUUACUUUUGCGGGAAAUCUUUCUAUUGACCCCUGCUGAGUAUGCUGAUCACGAUGACCUGGCGAGUGCUACGCAAGAGAUACAAGAGGUGGCUGAUCAUAUCAAUGAGAUUAAGCGACGCAAGGAUAUUGUGGAAAAGAUUGUGGGCGACAAAAAGAAGACAGAGAUCAACGUUGUACACGGUAUCAAUAAGAAGUUGACACGACGAGCACAGCGAUUCAAGCAGGCAACUGGUUUUGCCGCUGAAGCGACACAGGAUGCAUCUUUUGAUAUGUUACACUUGCGAUUUGAAGAACAACGUGAGAUUGCACAGCAGCUGGCACGGGAUGUCCAAGGAUGGGUGCGACAAGUCAAGAAUCAUUUUGAGACUUUACGUAUUAUGGCUGAGAGCUUGGAGACGCUCUAUAGCUCGUGGGGUGGAGUGAGAGUCAAGAGUAUGCAGCGGAUACGAGCAUUCGGUGAAAUGACGACGGCUUUUUCAACCACCAUGACGCGUGUGCUUGAUAGCAAAGUGCAAGGCAUUGUCUAUAGCCGAAUUGAUGGAUUCCUUACGGUGUUUGAUAACCCCAGUCAAGUGAUCAGCAAGCGUGCACAAAAGUUACUUGAUUAUGAUCGUGUUCGAGACAUCAAAUCCAAAGGUGAUACCCCUGACAAGUCACUACAAGAGUCAGCAGAUGCCUAUGUUUCUAUCAAUGCACAACUUGUCGAUGAGUUACCCAAGUUUUUCAAGUUGACGGGUGAAUACUUUGAUGUGAUUAUUGGCGAGCUUGCAGCUGUACAAAUGUCGUUCUAUGAAGAAAUGACACGAGAAUGGCAAAAGUUGUUACAAAAGCAUUUCAGCACCAGUGGCACCGAUCUCUCUACAGAUGGAAUCAUUGCACAAUAUACAGCCAGCAUGCAACACGUGGAACGACUCGUGCUAGACAUCACACCACUCAACAAAUCUGUAUGGAACGCGAUACCCGGUGUGAUCCCAAACACGCCACCUUCAAUAGGUGAUGAGAGGAGUAGUAUCAGAUCCAUGUCCACAGCAUCAUACCAAGAUAGUUACUUUUAA
This is a messenger RNA of Lichtheimia ornata, 2868 nucleotides long. RefSeq lists its product as uncharacterized. Gene Ontology annotation, cellular component: cytoplasm. The record is from RefSeq and is a predicted model, not a curated record. Gene Ontology annotation, biological process: intracellular signal transduction. The coding region runs from base 1 to 2868 and encodes 955 amino acids. Gene Ontology annotation, molecular function: protein binding; guanyl-nucleotide exchange factor activity. NCBI's taxonomy places the organism in Eukaryota, Fungi, Mucoromycota, Mucoromycetes, Mucorales, Lichtheimiaceae. The transcript is spliced from 7 exons.